AUGCUGACAGCUUUCCUCGCCCAUAGGUAUCUUCUCCGCCGCGCCGCGCUCCGCGCUGCCUCGUCCACGAGCGCAUCCAUCGCCGUCGUCGCCAGGCCGCGUACCUUCGCCAGCCUCACCUCCACCUCCACCACCUCAGCAUUCCGCCCGCACCAGCGGCAAUGGUUGGCUGCCAGUCAGCGCCGCUACAACAGCGACGACGCCGACGUGUCUCGUCCCACCGAGGAGGCGGCGACUGAGACUGAAGAGGCUGCUGAAGAGGCUGCUGCUGGGAACCCCGAGGUUGAGCCCACCAACGCCGAGGCCGAGUCAUCCACUACCUCGGCCCUCGACACGGCGUCCGAGGCCGUGUCGGCAGUAGGCGCUGCGGCGGCCUCGGCGGCCUCGGCUGCCUUUGGCACCGAGCCGGCGCAGGACGACAAGAAGCAAUUCGUCGGCGACAACGACAGUCAGACGAUCCUCUACGUCGGCAACCUGUUCUACCAGACAACCGAGGACCAGCUUAGGCAGGAGUUCUCGCGGUUCGGCAACCUCGUCAAGACGACCAUCAUUCGCGAUCCCGUUGGCAUGAGCAGAGGGUUUGGCUACGUCGAGUACGACUCUGAAGAGGCCGCGUCGAGUGCGAUCAUGGACAUGAACCAGCGCGUGCUCGAUGGCCGCCGCAUGACGGUGCAGUUCCACAAGAAGCGCGAGGGCCGCGAGGGCCGCGACGGCGGCCGCCUGCGGAUCAGCCGCAACAAGCCGAACCCGCCCAGCAAGACGCUUUUCAUCGGCAACAUGUCGUACGAGAUGAGCGACCGUGACCUCAACGAGCUGUUCCGCGACGUCCGCAACGUGCUCGACGUCCGUGUCGCCAUCGAUCGCCGCACCGGCCAGCCCCGUGGCUUCGCCCACGCAGACUUCCUUGACGAGACCAGCGCGACCAAGGCUAUGAGCAUGCUCCAGGAGAAGGAGGUCUAUGGAAGGCGCCUGCGCGUUGACUACACCUCGGCGUCUGCCGGCCGCACUUAA
Messenger RNA from Diplodia corticola, 1011 nucleotides. RefSeq names its product nucleic acid-binding protein. Lineage: Eukaryota; Fungi; Ascomycota; Dothideomycetes; Botryosphaeriales; Botryosphaeriaceae. The coding region runs from base 1 to 1011 and encodes 336 amino acids. The transcript has 2 exons. The record is from RefSeq and is a predicted model, not a curated record. Gene Ontology annotation, molecular function: RNA binding.